ACUACUUGCGUCUUGAAGGAUGUGCAUGUCAGACUAGUUGCGAUAACGUAAAAACCCUCCUCCCGACGGCCGCACGGGAGGAGGGUUACGUUAUAUAGCAACUAAUGUCAGACAUGUCAGAGUCAGCAGAAAACUCGUCCGUCGGACAACUCGGUGGAUCGGUCGGACAAGUAAAUACAUACGACUCAACGGUUCAGACAACUCGACAUUGAGACAACUUGACAGAUUGCCAAGACAAGCCGACAGUUGAAUGGACCUCCCUAGAACCAUGUCAGACUAGUUGCGAUAACGUAAAAACCCUCCUCCCGACGGCCGCACGGGAGGAGGGUUACGUUAUAUAGCAACUAAUGUCAGACAAGAACUGUUUCGGUUUCGUUCCGCUAUCGUCUCCUGUAGCAUGACCUCGGGGGCCUAAUACUAAAUAAUAGCUUACUUCCUAUCCAUUGAUGUCCCAAACAAAUGGCUGUGGAAGAAGUGACAAGACGAUGGGCACUUUUUACAACAACAUCCUUGGCAACCAUUUUUAUUACAUUUGGAGGAUUACGCUUACUGCUGAUAAAGUGUUCUGCUAAUAAAGAUGGAAAGUUUGAUUAUUUACCAGUGACAGUCAAUUUAUGUGCUGAGAUGAUCAAGUUACUUGUGUGUAGCAUAAUGGCUGUAAAUGUUGUCAGGAAAGGCUCAGAGCAACUUACAAUUUGCGUUUCUUGGCGAGAUGUUUUAAGACUCUUCAAGUGGAGUGUACCUGGUCUACUUUACUUCCUUGAUAACCUCAUCACCUUUUAUGUUGUUGCUUCAUUUGAACCGGCUAUGGUGGUUCUCUUGAACAACUUUGCAAUCAUAUCAACUGCAGUUCUGUUUAGACUUAUUUUAAAGAGAAAACUUGUGAAGUUACAGUGGGCCUCACUUGUUAUACUGUUCCUGGCCAUCAUGUGUCUAUCGAGACAGGCAAAUGUUACACACAGCAGUUCAGAUGGUAAACUUAUGCAUCAUAAUAAACAAGGACAAAAUAAUGACAGCCAGCAGUCAUCCCCAACCAUCAAAUGCAAUGUACAACCUGGCGACUAUUGUUCAUCAGACGGUUUGCCUAUUUGCUCAACAAAGAUUAUUCAGUUACCUUCUUGGCGCUACAAGUUAUCCCUACUCGGCCAAUAUGAAGGACAUUGUUGGGUCUUACUGCAGUGCUUCUUAUCUUCAAUGGCAAACAUUUACAACGAAAAGAUAUUUAAAGAGGGUCAUGGAAUGGAGGAUAGUAUCUAUAUUCAGAACACUAAACUUUAUCUGUUUGGUGUGUUUUUUAAUUUAUCAUCAAUUGUUUUCAUUGAUAAAUAUUGGGAACGUGUCACAAAGUGUGGCCUUUUUCAUGGUUAUAACGAAUUCUCAUGUCUUCUGAUUUUUGUGAAUGCCUUCAUGGGGCUGACAGUAGCGUUGAUACUCAAGUUCAGAGACAACAUGUUUCAUGUGUUAUCAGCGCAGAUCCUCACUGUAGUGGUAAUAACAUUGUCUGUUUUGUUAAUGGGGUUCAAACCAUCCCUUGAGUUUUUCCUGCAGGCGCCAAUAGUGCUGUUGGCUAUUUAUAUUUACAAUAAUAGCAAAGAUACGGAAACACAGAGUAAUGACAACUUAUUGGUUACUUGAUGAAGUUUUACUAAGAGCAAAGAUUGUAACCACAUUGUGACAUUUUGGUUGGUGCAGUCGCAGUAACCACCAGCGUUCGCAUUAUUUUAAUCCAAUUAGUGCCCACAAACUUGAUAUGCAAAAUAGUAACAGCUUUCAUGAAGCCUGUUCAAAGAUCCAACAGAAGUAAAACUGUAUGUGAAUUUGGGUCACCUUGGGGUGUGGUUGUCAGCCAGUGCCUCACAUUAUGUUUGAAUUUCCUUUUAUAAUUUACCAAACGGGCACAACGAAACACAAAAUAUCAGCUUAAGUUUUGGGUAAUUUUUUUUAUAUAUGGCCCUUUUUUAAAAAUAAGCUUGCCUCCUUUCCCCCCUCCAAGUGGCUUUCGUGAGGUUUGGGUGUUAUUUUUUUAUGUCAGUAUUUGGAUAAGAUGUUGCACUGUUCCCAAGUUGCCAAACAAUUGAGUUUUAUGGCCAACCAAUGCCUUUGUGAGGUAUGUCACCAUGCACCAGGGUUGAUCAAGUUAAGUUUUGACCCAUCUGUGGUGUUUAGGCUUAACCACUGACACACUAGACAGACUGAUCUGUUGGUUUAAUGAUUUGUCUAUUAUCGCUGAUCAGACAUCUUGGAUUUGAAUAGAAACUAACUAAUUUCUUUAAAUCGUUUGCAGUUCCCGCUGCUAAAACAUAGGAUUCGAACUGCAUCUAGCCACCAGGCAAUCUCGGUGGUCUAGUUGCUCUAGAGCUGCAAAGGUCAUGGUUUCGAAUCACACCCAAGUAAUCUGUGAUGUUUUUUUUCACAGAACUCUGGCAGUGUAUUUGGGUAAUAACCAAAAUAAAUAUUCUUUGUCCCUGAUGCAAAUUUAACAGCUUUAAAACUAACAACUAUAAUCAAUAGAGGGCGGUAUAACAACUGUACACAAAUCAGCCCCAUUUAAUUGGCUAAAAGGGGUACUGUUGUGUCUAUGCACUGUGUCUAUGCAGAUGUGUUUCCUUCCAAAUGACAUCCGUCCGGCUGGGAACUUUCAUUUCUGGAUUUGUAACUUGGGUAGGGGGUUGCUCUUUGGGAAAGAAUUUUUUUUAAUUAUUUUGAGCAAAAAAAGGUGACGGUGGUGAGUUAUAGCUAACUGGUUUAUGAUUGUAACCCAAGUUGGGAGAGGCAUUUUAUAUAUAUGUAUUUGGUCGGGGUUUCCCUUGGUGGAAAAUAUGGAGUAACUGUGUUUAGAAUAAAACAAGUUCAUUAAAA
Molecule: messenger RNA, 2859 nt
Organism: Asterias rubens (European starfish)
Lineage: Eukaryota; Metazoa; Echinodermata; Asteroidea; Forcipulatida; Asteriidae
Product: probable UDP-sugar transporter protein SLC35A5
Exons: 6
Coding region: 460-1635 (391 amino acids)
Biological process (GO): pyrimidine nucleotide-sugar transmembrane transport
Cellular component (GO): Golgi membrane
Molecular function (GO): pyrimidine nucleotide-sugar transmembrane transporter activity
Source: RefSeq, a predicted model, not a curated record